This is a messenger RNA of Colletotrichum aenigma, 606 nucleotides long. RefSeq lists its product as uncharacterized. Gene Ontology annotation, molecular function: NADH pyrophosphatase activity. Gene Ontology annotation, biological process: NAD+ catabolic process; NADP+ catabolic process. The coding region runs from base 1 to 606 and encodes 201 amino acids. The record is from RefSeq and is a predicted model, not a curated record. The transcript has a single exon. Lineage: Eukaryota; Fungi; Ascomycota; Sordariomycetes; Glomerellales; Glomerellaceae. Gene Ontology annotation, cellular component: cytosol.
AUGGCCACCUCCCAAACCUCACCACCCCGCCCGUCCCCGCCAUCCUUCACCCUCACCUACCCCCCCUCCCUCGAGUCCUACAACACCCCAGCCUCAACCUGGCUCGCAACGCACAACAAGACUUGGGACGGCCUCGCGACCGCCGCCCUCGUCUUCUCCCCGUACAACCGCAUCCUGCUCCUGCAGCGCGCCGCGCACGACAGCAUGCCGAACCUGUGGGAGACGCCCGGCGGCGCUGCGGACCCGGAGGACGCCUCGCUCUUCGCGGCCUGCGCGCGCGAGCUGUGGGAGGAGGCCGGGCUGACGGCGACGCGCAUCGUUCGCGUCGUCACCGAGGGCGCGGACCGCGAGCCGGGGAGCGUGUUCACGAACCGCACGGGCAAGAUCUUCUUCUGCCGGUUCGCGUUUGAGGUCGAGGUAGAGGGCGCGGUGAGGAUUGACCCCGAGGAGCACCAGGACUUUGUGUGGGCUACGGAGGAGGAGGUGCGGGCGGGUAGGGUUGGGGAUAAGGAGAUUCCGGUGACGAAUGGGCAGAUGAUGAGGAUUAUCUUGGAUGGGUUCCGGAGGCGGAGGGAGCAGGUGGUGGAGGCCGUCGAGGGGAGGUGA